Candidozyma haemuli is the source of this 879-nucleotide messenger RNA. RefSeq names its product thiosulfate sulfurtransferase. The transcript has 2 exons. NCBI's taxonomy places the organism in Eukaryota, Fungi, Ascomycota, Pichiomycetes, Serinales, Metschnikowiaceae. The record is from RefSeq and is a predicted model, not a curated record. Gene Ontology annotation, molecular function: thiosulfate-cyanide sulfurtransferase activity. Bases 1 to 879 code for a protein of 292 amino acids. Gene Ontology annotation, biological process: transsulfuration. Gene Ontology annotation, cellular component: mitochondrion.
AUGGUCAAUUCUCCCAGAGUCAAGCUUCUUAAUGCAGACUACGCCCGCAGACUCAUCCAAUCGCCUGGACCACGUGUAGUGCCAGUGGAUGCCACUUGGUACAUGCCCAACUCGCCUAAGAAUGCUAAAACGCAAUUCGCUCAGGAAGAUCGUAUCAAGAAUUCGACUUUCUUUGAUUUGGACUCGGUAUGCUGCCGUACGAGCAAGUAUCCGCAUAUGCUUCCCCCUCACAGAUUGUUCGACAAGGAGGUUGGCAAACUUGGGAUCAAGCCUGAUGAUCUUCUUUUGGUGUAUGACAGACAAGGUAUCUUUUCUGCACCAAGAGCAGCGUGGACGUUCGCUCUUUAUGGCCACCAUAAUGUGUACUUAGUGGAUCAUUACCCUCAGUAUAAGGAGAAGUACCCUGUUGAGACCGGCCCUAUCCGUGAGUCCAGCAAUGAAGCAAAGGACGAAUCCGCUUAUAACGGAAUCGAUAAUACCGAGUUUGGUAAGAACUACCGCGAGCAGGUCAUCGAGUUUGACGAAUUGGCUGAUUUGGUCGUGCUGAGGAACUUGGACGAGUACUAUGUGUUUGAUGCCAGAAGCGCAGAUAGAUUCCAUGGCAAAGCUCCAGAGCCUAGAAAGGGAUUGCUGUCUGGACACAUCCCAGGAGCGCUCAAUUUGCCAUUUACCAAGGUGUUGAAUGAAAGUGGCCAGUAUAAAACAAAAGAGGAAUUAACAGAGCUCUUCAAGAACGAGUUUGGCCUUGACUGGAACCAACCUUUGGACAGAAAGGGCGUUAUCGUCAUGUGUGGCACGGGCGUAACAGCUGUGAUCCUUCGCUUGGCAAUUGAAAAGGUCAAUUCCGAAGUACCUAUUCGUGUCUAUGACGGCGCCUGA